Messenger RNA from Homo sapiens (human), 1347 nucleotides. It is a transcript of the gene CCDC196, whose product is annotated as coiled-coil domain containing 196. NCBI's taxonomy places the organism in Eukaryota, Metazoa, Chordata, Mammalia, Primates, Hominidae. The transcript has 13 exons. The record is from RefSeq and is a predicted model, not a curated record. The coding region runs from base 133 to 864 and encodes 243 amino acids.
GCUGUAGCUAAGAUCAGUCCACUGCAGCAGGAGUUUCAAGAACAGCAGCACAAAAAUAAUGACUUAACUGGAUAGAAAAAAAGGCACAUAUUUUCAGGAAGGCCUCUUUAUUCUUAGAAGUUACCCUUCAAGAUGACAAGUGGUGCAAACUCUUCAGGAUCUUACCUGCCCUCAGAAAUAAGAAGUUCUAAAAUAGAUGACAACUACUUGAAGGAAUUGAAUGAGGACUUAAAGCUAAGGAAGCAGGAACUGCUAGAGAUGCUCAAACCUCUAGAAGAUAAAAACAACCUCUUAUUUCAAAAGUUAAUGUCUAACUUGGAGGAAAAACAAAGGAGUCUUCAGAUCAUGAGACAGAUCAUGGCAGGGAAGGGGUGUGAGGAAUCCUCGGUCAUGGAGCUCCUUAAGGAAGCAGAGGAGAUGAAACAGAACUUGGAAAGGAAAAACAAGAUGCUUCGGAAGGAAAUGGAGAUGCUAUGGAACAAGACAUUCGAGGCAGAAGAACUUAGUGAUCAACAAAAAGCACCACAGACAAAAAACAAGGCAGACUUGCAGGAUGGAAAGGCUCCCAAAUCCCCCUCAUCACCUAGGAAGACUGAGAGUGAACUGGAGAAAUCAUUUGCAGAGAAAGUGAAGGAGAUAAGGAAGGAAAAGCAACAGAGGAAAAUGGAAUGGGUCAAGUAUCAGGAACAAAAUAACAUCCUUCAGAAUGAUUUUCAUGGCAAAGUGAUUGAGCUGAGAAUUGAAGCCUUGAAGAACUACCAGAAGGCCAAUGACCUGAAAUUAUCACUGUAUUUGCAGCAGAAUUUUGAGCCAAUGCAAGCAUUUUUAAAUCUUCCUGGGUCCCAAGGAAUUAGAAUUGUUUAAUCUUAUUAAUCUUGCUGGAAUAGACUCUGCUACUUCAAAGCAGAAGGCCAAGGAGACAGACAUCUGACAAAGCCCAGUAGGUGGCACCAACCACAUCCAGGCUUCAAGUCCACAGAGUGGUAAUUCAGGAACCAUGAAAUGCUGUGGGAGAGAUCGGUCUUCUAUUACUCUCAGGACAAAAGCAUUUCCUUGAGCUCUUCUGAGAAAAACCUGAACGUUGGAUGUACUAUGGGCAUUACAACUAUGGACAGAGUGACUACUGGCAGAAAUGAACACCAUGUGAGAAUUCUGGGAACAAAGAUCUACACAGAACAACAAGGAACUAAAGGAAGUCAGCUUGAUAAUACAGGAGGGAGACUCUUUUUUCUGAGGUCAUUGCCAGAUGAAGCACUGAAGAAUUAGCAGGCUUUCGCUCCAUUUGCUUUGGACAGAUUUAAAGACUAGGCACAGCCAUUUGUGUUAAUUAAAAUCUCUCGCACCUUU